Messenger RNA from Fomitopsis serialis, 1281 nucleotides. Its product is annotated as NAD(P)-binding protein. Lineage: Eukaryota; Fungi; Basidiomycota; Agaricomycetes; Polyporales; Fomitopsidaceae. The transcript has 5 exons. Gene Ontology annotation, molecular function: oxidoreductase activity. The record is from RefSeq and is a predicted model, not a curated record. Bases 266 to 1165 code for a protein of 299 amino acids.
CUCCUCUCUAGAUCACAACUACAUCAAGCGACCAAUGCCCUCGAACUCUUUCUUGCAAGCGGGCACUCUGCCUUCAAAAUCAGCCUCGACGCCGUGACCGACUGUCCGUUGUGGUCAGGGAGGACACAGCGACAUGCCGGCAACAGUCAGGAGUUGUGCACGGGCCGGUUUUCCGUCAUCGAGGAAACGCCGUACGGACCAUCCACGAUAUCUCGAAUCUUUUCAGCGCCCCUCUCCUCCUUGACGACUUCCUCAGUGCUUCACCAUGUCUUCCUCUCUCAGUCUUGAAAGCAUGUUUGGUCUGCAAGGCAGGAUCGCCUUGGUCACCGGCGGCGGUAGUGGAAUCGGAUGGAUGAUCGCCAAAGGUCUCGCGACGAACGGCGCGAAGGUCUACAUCACAGGACGCAGACAGGCUAAGUUGGAGGAGUCGGCCGCGUCAUUCAACCAAAGUCAUCAGGGCAAGGGAUUGGUCGUAGCGCUGGCAAUGGACGCAAGUGAUCGCAAGAGUAUCCUGGCUGCACAGGAAGUCAUUGCGUCCAAAGAAGGCAAACUCCACAUCCUCAUCAAUAAUGCAGGUCAAACUGGCCCCGUCUCGCCCUUCCUCGAGAACACCAGCGGGCCGGAGCACAAAGACCCCGAGACACUCGGAAGGGCGAUGUUCAACAACGAGUCAUUUGAAGAAUGGGCGGACGUCUUCAAGGUCAACACGUUCUCGAUCUACUUCGUCACCACCGCGUUCCUCGGCCUGCUCGCGAAAGGCAGCGCGGACGUCGCUGGAUACACGUCGAGUGUGAUCAACAUCACCAGCAUCAGUGGGAUCAUCAAGCUCGCACAAAAUCACUUUGGGUACAACAGCUCGAAAGCCGCUGCAUCCCAUCUCACCAAGAUGCUGGCGACCGAGCUCGCCCUGAAGAAGAUCCCUGUACGUGUUUGCGCCAUCGCACCGGGCGUGUACGAGUCCGAGAUGACAUACGACACCAUCGGGCCCGACAUGGUGAACGUGGUUGGCAAGGGUUUGAUACCCGUACCAGAGAACCGGCCCGGAACUGCCGAGGAGAUCGCUGGGACGGUCGUUUAUCUCGUGUCGAAGGCCGGGUGCUACACCAAUGGCCAGGAGAUCGCCGUCGAUGGCGGAUACACCGCCGUCAACCCGUCUACGUGCUAACCUGGCAUCUUCAGCUCGGCACAAUUUCUCGAUCAAACAUAUACCACAAUCUGCAUACCUAUAGCAAUGAUAUAGAUUGAAGUACAUAGGCUGUCCUAGUGUUGUAUGGUAUCUGA